Cordyceps militaris CM01 is the source of this 2037-nucleotide messenger RNA. RefSeq lists its product as uncharacterized. The transcript has a single exon. The record is from RefSeq and is a predicted model, not a curated record. The coding region runs from base 1 to 2037 and encodes 678 amino acids. NCBI's taxonomy places the organism in Eukaryota, Fungi, Ascomycota, Sordariomycetes, Hypocreales, Cordycipitaceae.
AUGAGAGUUUCUGUCGCCGCCAUCGGCGCCGUCUCACUCGGCAGCCACGUCCUGGCCGAAGCACCGCUCAACAUUGUCGGCAUUCCCGUCAUCAAAGAGAUUGCCGACAUUGACGGCCAGUGGAAGUUUGACGCCUGCCACAAGGUCGACUCGGCCGUCGACGGCCUCAUAUGGCCGUGCGCCUCGCAGCUCCGGACGCGCGUCAAGUUCUGCCCCCAGGUCGCCACCACGGCCGCCCAGCGCAUCGCCCAGCGCGACUGUCUCUGCGGCGUCGGCAGCUCGUUUCUCGUCGACGCCGUCGCCUGCUCCGAGUGCAAGGUGCAAAACGGCCUGCAGCCUGCGACGCAGCGGGAGCAUUGGACCCAGUACUACAACGAGGUCGGCGACAAGUACUGCAAGCGCUCCGAGGUGCCCCUGAGCUUUGAGGCUUUCACCGAGGAGCUCAACAACAGGAUGCCCGUGCCCGAGGGCGGCCAGAACUUGAACCAGCAUGUGGGUGUUGUUGACCCCAGGAUAUACUAUGAGUCGGCCCAUCUCCCUGUGCCCAAGACGCAAGGGGCUGGCAAGUUCACGCCAGCACCCACCGAGGUCGGACACAACGACACCGCCCCCGUCGCCGUCACGGAUCCUCUGGCCGGCCAAGUCAAAGUGCCCGUCUUUAUUGUCGUCGUGAACCUGCCUUCCGCAAAUGAGACCAACACCGCGUCCAUUAGACCAACCACUCCUGUCAGCACGUCUGCUCCCUUCCGCAACACUACCCAACCGACCUCUACCUUCCUCACCAUCACGACGACUUCCAGCUCCACCUCGUCCACCACGACCUCGAUCAAUGUCCUGCCCGCCACCUCUGUCGUUGCCGCGCCCGGCACCGUCAGCGGCCCCGUGGAAGAGCACACGGUUGUCAUUGACGGCCAGCGCUGCGUCGUGCUCAUCAUGUGGAUCAUUGUGGACUGCUCGCCCAAGGUGGAUGCCGGCGGCAACUUUGCCAUUGACUUUGAGAAUACCGGCAUCGACAAGACCGAGCCCGUCAUGAAGCUCGAGAAUGGCGCCCAGUUUGACAAGGUCAAGGACGCCAUGGCCGAUGCCGGCAAGAACGAGAUGCUGGCAGAGCAGGCCAAGCAGCGUGUUGAUACCGCCGCCCCCGUCGUCGCCGCUCCCGAUAACGCCAGCAACAAGGAGCUGCUUCCUGCGAAGCAGAGCACCGGCGGUAGCAAGGGCCCCUCUUCCAAUGAGAUCAUCUGCCCCGACGGUACUGAGAUUAUCAAGGGCCCUAGCGGCGGCUCGGAGGCUGGUGCUUCCGCCCCUGUUGGUACUAUCAAGCCGAUUGCUGCCAACCUUGCUCAGGACUCCAGCAAGCCUGCCCAGGACUCCAGCAACCCUGCUCAGAACGCUGGCAACCCUGCUCAGAACGCUGGCAACCCUGCUCAGAACUCUGCCAACCCUGCCCAGAACUCUGCCAACCCUGCCCAGGACUCCGGCAAGCCUGCUCAGGACUCCAGCAGUCCUGCUCAGGACUUCGGCAAGCCUGCUCAGGACUCCAGCAAGCCUGCUCAGAACGCUGGCAAGCCUGCUCAGAACGCUGGCAAGCCUUCCCAGGAUGCUGCCAACCCUGCCCAGAACUCUGCCAACCCUGCUCAGAACUCGAGCAGCCGUCCCGGCAGCUCCGUCGGUCCAUCCGACGCCCCGGCCUGCGUUUGCCCGGCGACCAGCACGGCUCCCGCCACCCCGGAUGCCAAGGAAAUCUGCACCAAAUCGGACAAGACCAAGAACGACUGCCUGGCUCUGUGCGACGACGACGUGCGCAGCUGUCUGUGCUCCGAGGCCAGCUUUGCGCACCUGCGCUUCUUUGACGAGGCCAUCAUCUGCGCGCGCCGAGACGUGGAUGCCCGCCAGGGCGAGUUUGAGGCGCAAAUCUUUUUCGAGGUCAAGGCCCGCUACUGCCAGCACAAGCAGUUUGGCAACGACUUUGCCGCCGCCUACGCCAGCGUCGAUGGCGAGUGGAGAGAGGCCAGAAACCCGAAUCCUAUUCUGAGCUAG